AGGAAGACAUGUCAAGAGUCUUGGCAUUGCGCUACCUCCUGAGCACACGCUGUAGGGAUGCUCAGACCCAGAAUGGAGACCCAACAUUAUCUCCCCACGCUUUAGACGAAACCAGCGAGGGGAGCCUGGGGCCAGCUCACUGAUUUGUCAGCAAGGCUGUUGGCUUUUAAAACUAGACAGGAAGGAAGGUUGAGGUGGAGCCCCGCACCGGAAGAGCGAGGAGCUGAGCUGCAGUGACAGUGGGUGCAGGAUGUGGUGGGUCUGUCACUCCUCACCCUGGUGUCAUCAGUGUGGUAAACUCCCCUCACCCCUUCAGAGAAGGUUUCCUCAGCUGUGGACAGACCAAGCCCCCAGACUCAGCUGGUCUGCCACUGAUUACCCGAGGCAUCCCACCACAACCAUGGCCUCCUGCCUCCUGGAGCAGAGCUGAGCCCAGGAGCAUGCAGAUGGAGCUCCCUGGGCCCCGACUCCAGCACCCUGGAGCAGCACCAAAGGCAGGGAGGGUAACCAGAUGGAAACCUGACUGCUGCCCUCCCAGACUGGCUGCUUCCCGCCUGCCUCCUGUUGGGUUCCUUGCUUAUAACAGCAUCACUGUUGCCAGGUCACGAAUGAGGAAACCACGGUGUAGAGAGAGGGCACAGCCUGCCCGGGGUCACCCAGUGGCAGAGCCAGAGUCCAGACCUCCCAGUCUUGCUCUCUUGGCCCCGCAUCUCUGUGAUUAGUUUUCCUGGCUAGGAAGCAACAGAGGUCCACCAGGCAGCAGUCUGGAGUCAGUCCUCACAGCUCCUGGCUGCAGUCUCAGACUCCAUGAGGAAGCAAGAGCUGAGGACUGAUGGAGAGACAUGCCUGGCCCCCAGUGCUGGCUCCCCAGCUGAGCAGGUGAAGGCCCUUGUGGAUCUGCUGGCUGGGAAGGGCUGUCGGGUACUACAGACCCCUAACAAAAUGCCAGACUCCCCCCUGGGACCCCAUAGCAAUGACUCAAGGAUACGGAGGCACAGUGAGGUCCUGCUGAGCAGGGUGGGAAAUGACCCAGCACUGGGCAGCCCCUCCCACCGCCUGGCCAGCCUCCUGCUGGUGGAGGGCCUGACAGACCUGCAGCUCAGGGAGCAUGACUUCACACAGGUGGAGGCCACACGGGGGGUCUGGCACUCUGCCAGGGCCAUCACCCUGGAUAGGCUCUUCCUGCCUCUGUCCCGGGUGUCCAUCCCACCUCGAGUCUCGGUCACCAUUGGAGUGGCCGGCAUCGGCAAGACUACUCUCGUGAGGCAUUUCAUUCGUUGCUGGGCCAGAGGACAAGUGGGCAAGAAUUUCUCACUGGUUCUGCCCUUGACCUUUCGGGAUCUUAAUGCCUAUGAGAAGCUGUCUGCGGACAAACUCAUCCACUCCAUCUUCCCAAACACUGGAGACAGUAAUCUGGUGGUAACAGCCCCAGACAGAGUCCUCCUGGUCCUGGAUGGCUUGGAUGAGUGUAAGACGCCCCUGGAAUUCUCCAAUACCGUGGCCUGCACAGACCCAAAGAAGGAGAUCCAGGUAGACCACCUGAUCACUAACAUCAUCCGAGGCAACCUCUUUCCAGAAAUUUCUGUCUGGAUCACCUCCCGUCCCAGUGCUGCUGGUCAGAUCCCUGGGGGCCUCGUGGACCGGAUGACUGAGAUUCGGGGCCUUACUGAGGAAGAGAUCAAAGUGUGUCUGGAGCAGAUAUUUCCUGAGGACCCGACCCUCUUAGGCCAGGUGCUGAGUCAAGUAAAGGCCAACAGGGCUCUGUACCUGAUGUGCACUGUGCCAGCCUUUUGUAGGCUCACGGGGCUGGCCCUGGGUCACUUGUACCACAGCAAGCUGCCUGUCCCGGACCCAGAGCCGAUGCUGCCUCAGACCCUGUGUGAGCUCUACUCUUGGUACUUUAGGAUGGCCCUUGGAGGGGAGGGGCAGGACAAGGGAAAGGUAAGUCCUAGGAUUGAGCAGGUGGCCCAGGGAGCUCGCAAAAUGGUGGGGACAUUGGGCCGCCUGGCCUUCCAUGGGCUGGUCAGGAAGAAGUACGUGUUUUAUGAGCAAGACAUGAAGGCAUUUGGCGUGGACCUCGCUUUGCUGCAGAGCGUGCUGUGCAGCUGUCUCCUGCAACGGGAAGAGACUCUGGCCUCCUCGGCAGCUUAUUGCUUCACUCACCUGUCUCUGCAAGAAUUUGUGGCAGCCACAUAUUACUACAGUGCAUCCAAGAGAGCCAUCUUUGACCUCUUCACCGAGAGCGGCAUGUCUUGGCCCAGGCUGGGUUUCCUCGCGCAUUUCAGGUGUGCAGCCCAGCGGGCCACACAAGCUAAGGAUGGGAGGCUGGAUGUGUUCCUGCGUUUCCUCUCUGGCCUCCUGUCUCCAAGGGUUAAUACUCUGCUGGCCGGCUCCCUGCUGGCCCAAGGCGAGCACCAGAGCUACCGGGCCCAGGCGGCUGAGGUCCUGCAGGGCUUGCUGCGUCCUGACCUUGCAGUCUGUGCUCGAGCCGUCAAUGUCCUGUACUGCCUGCACGAGCUGCAGCACACAGAACUGGCCUGCAGUGUGAAGGAGGCCAUGCAGAGUGGGACCGUGGCUGGGCUCAGCGGCCCCUCGCAUCGCACUGCUCUGGCCUACCUCCUGCAACUGUCCGAGAUCUGCUCCCGGGAGGCCAGCUUGUCCCUGUGUCUCAGCCAGAGUGUCCUCCAGAGCCUGCUGCCCCAGCUGCUCUAUUGCCGGAGUCUCAGGCUGGACAACAACCAGUUCCAGGACCCUGUGAUGGAAUUGCUGGGCAGUGUGCUGAGUGGGAAGGACUGUCGCAUUCAGAACAUCAGCCUGACUGAGAACCAGAUUGGUAACAAAGGAGCCAAAGCUCUGGCCAGAUCCCUCCUGGUCAACAGAAGUCUCAUCACACUAGACCUCCGGGGUAACUCCAUUGGACCACAGGGGGCUAAGGCCCUGGCAGAUGCUCUGAAGAUAAACCGAACACUAACCUCUCUAAGCCUCCAGAACAAUGUGAUCAAGGAUGGUGGUGUCGUGUGCAUGGCCGAGGCCCUGGUCUCCAACCAGACCAUCUCCAUACUACAGCUGCAGAAGAACCUAAUUGGGCCAGUGGGAGCCCAGCAGAUGGCAGAUGCCCUGAAGCAGAACAGGAGUCUGAAGGAACUCAUGUUUUCCAGUAAUACCAUUGGGGAUGGAGGUGCCAUGGCCCUGGCUGAGGCCCUGAAGGUGAACCAGGGCCUGGAGAACCUGGACCUACAGAGCAAUGCCGUCAGUAACGCUGGGGUGGCAGUACUGAUGCGAGCCCUCUGUGUUAACCGGACCCUGUCUAGUCUCAGCCUACGAGAAAACUCCAUCAGCCCGGAGGGAGCCCAGGCCCUCGCUCAAGCUCUCUGUAUGAACAACACUCUGAAGCACCUGGAUCUGACAGCCAACCUCCUCCAUGACCAAGGUGCCCAGGCCAUUGCGGUAGCAGUAGGAGAAAAUCACUCCCUCACACACCUUCACCUGCAGUGGAACUUCAUCCAGGCUGGUGCAGCCAGGGCCCUAGGACAAGCACUUCAGCUGAACAGGACCCUGAGAACCUUAGACUUACAGGAGAAUGCCAUAGGGCAUGAAGGAGCCUCGGCAGUGGCUGCGGCCCUGAAGGUGAACACAGCCCUCACCGCUCUCUACCUACAGGUGGCCUCCAUUGGCACCCAAGGAGCCCAGGCACUUGGGGAGGCCCUGGCUGUGAACAGAACCUUGGAGAUUCUUGAGCUUCUUGCUUGCCCUGACAGCUUACGAGGAAAUGACAUCGGGGUAGCUGGUGCCAAGGCCUUGGCAAAUGCUCUGAAGUUAAACUCCACUCUCCGAAGACUCAAUCUCCAGGAGAACUCACUGGGGAUGGACGCGGCCAUAUAUGUUGCUGCUGCACUGUCUGAGAACCAUGGUCUGCAUCAUAUUAAUCUCCAGGGGAAUCCCAUUGGGGAAUCUGGUGCCAGGAUGAUCUCAGAGGCUAUCAAGACAAAUGCUCCCACAUGCACUGUGGAAAUGUAAGGGAAGUAAGAUCCUGGUGAACCAUGCAGAGACUCAACUGGAAGCUUUUGAUCAGCGUGACCUCUAUUUCUGCAUAAUUUCCUGGAACCUGAAUGCUGCUGAACCAGCUCUCAAGCUGGUCUCCUGAACAGAGGAAGGAAGGGCACUUCCAGCAGAGGUCACAGCCAUCUUUCCUCCCCAGGGUCAGUCAGGGGGAAGAUGGAUACUCGUGACAGCAUAGAGGAGGGAAGGAGCCGCCACCAAGGGGCACUCAAGAGACAAAAUCUCAACGCUCCACAAAGUAGGAAGCUGGUCCUGGGUUAUUCAUACCCUGGGGUCUUCAGAGUCCCAACUUAAAACCAAAACAACAACAACAAAACCAACUGUGUUUCUGCCCUGUGCACUCUCAUGGUUAACAGCAUUAGUCUUAAAUCCAGCUGCAGUCUUCAAGCCCAUUAAGGACAUUAGCUUGGCAAAGGUGAUAAUGGGCCCAUUUUUUCUCUUCUCAAGAGAAGAAAAAAGUUUUGGGGUGUGACCCUUAGAUACAUAUGGAGAAAAUAUGAGAAAUUUGUGAAGACAAAUGAAAGGUUAAUUCUGAGAUUCUGCGUUCUUCUGUAAGAUCUCUCAGACACCUAGAAUGGCCUGCCGUAUUUGGAGUCCAGCACACUGGCUAUCCAUUGUAAAUUAAGUGUUGAUACCCUGAUGCCAUUAUCCUGUAUUUGGGCAUCCAAAACCUCUGCGGUGGCCAUGGCUUCCCCUGGGAGACAGACAAGCUGUGCUUCCAUGUGGCAAAUGCCCUCCAUUGUCUGGUUCAAACAGGAAAACCUAAAUGAACUUUACAGAUCUCAAGUAAGCCACUAAGAUAAGUGCUUAUAAAGACCAUAAAGUGGGUUGAGAAUGGUGGCACACGCCUUUAAUUCCAGCCCUCGGGAGGCAGAGGCAGAUGGAUCUCUGUGAGUUCAAGACCAGC
Molecule: messenger RNA, 4966 nt
Organism: Peromyscus leucopus (white-footed mouse)
Lineage: Eukaryota; Metazoa; Chordata; Mammalia; Rodentia; Cricetidae
Gene: Nlrc3
Product: NLR family CARD domain containing 3
Exons: 18
Coding region: 808-4017 (1069 amino acids)
Biological process (GO): negative regulation of canonical NF-kappaB signal transduction
Cellular component (GO): cytosol
Molecular function (GO): protein binding
Source: RefSeq, a predicted model, not a curated record